AUGAUGGAACCGCAGGAACAAGCCACGAAGUCCUUGCUUUUGUCCAAGAGGAAAUCCCUUCGUCAGCGGUUGACAACCGUGCUCAACGAGGCCGAACGCCUGCUCGAGACGACCGAUGUUCCCGCUGACCAUGCUGGCCGUUGCGAGCUACUGACCGAACGUAUCAAGACGUUCGCUACUUCUCUGGACGAAGUUGACAGAAAUCUGGAGACCUUGUUCACCGUUGAACAAGCUGAUGCCGAAUUUGACAAGGUAUUGGAAUAUCAGGACCGCGUAGCCUCGAUAUCAUGCUUAUUAAGCAGGAGCCUUGUGCCUCAGCCCAUCGCCCAGGCCUCGACGACCGCGGCGACAGUCCAGAUCGGUGCUGCUGCGCCACCGGGAGGUACUGGUCAUACAGCGUCGGGAUCCAUUCUGAGCUCUACUCGUCGUCCUAAUUUGCCGAAGCUAGAGCUCAUCAAGUUUGACGGCAAUAUGGAGAAUUGGCAGGAGUUCUGGAUCCGCUUUGAGUCCAUCGUGCACUGUAAUUCAUCGUUGUCCAACAAUGAAAAGAUGUCCUAUUUGUCGUCUGUCCUCAAGGGAGAAGCCGCAGCUUCCGUUAAAGGGCUUCAACUUACAGGCGACAUGUAUGACACUGCGGUCAAAAUGCUACAGGAUCGAUUCGGCAAUCCAGACUCGCUCAUGCAGUUCCAUCUGAAGCGACUGUUAGCCAUUCAGGAGGUUCGUUCGACCCGAAACGUCUCCGAACUUAGACGUCUGCAUGACACGGCGCGCGCGCAUAUCCGAAGUUUGGAAGCGUUGGGAACUGGAUUGAGUUCGUAUUCUUCGCUGUUGUACCCAGUAUUACAACACGCCCUUCCAGUCGACUUGGUCCUCAGCUUUCAGAGGAGACUUCACACUGAGGCCGCGGACGCAACUGGAACCGCAGACGAUCGUCAUGAAAAGGUUCUGAGCAAGUUACUAGACUUCAUCAAAAUGGAAGCUGAAUGCAGGGAACACGUCGCAGCGGCAGAAGGGACACAAGAUCCUCGACGUUUUACACAGAGUCGAGAUGGCAAACACACUCGAAAUUCACAGGACCGACUGCCCUUCGCUGCAGCACUCAGUGCUGAAGCCAGUAAGACAUCUAAACCAACGAAUACCACGAAAACUGCAGACAACGCUUGCUUCUUUUGUGGGAAGGAUCACGACGUCAGGAAGUGCCGUCUAGAUGCUGACCUGGCAGACCUGGAAGAGCGGCUUCGUCGAAGCCGCCGCUGCUUCCGUUGCGCAAAGGAGAAUCACACCGCUAGAGUUUGUCGAUCUGUGAAGGGCCUGAAGUGCGAACGAUGCAGCGGGCGGCAUUUGACAGUCCUAUGUAGGCAAGGGAGUCAGAAAACUACGGAUGGAACCGUCGUAGCAAGCGGUACAUGGCAGCACUGUUCUCCAUACCCACAGGUCGUGCUCCUGCAGACGGGGUAUGCCAUACUUUGCACUACUGAUGGCCGACGGAAGCCCAUUCGUAUUCUCAUCGAUGGCGGCAGCCAAAGGACAUUUAUUAAGAAGCCACUGUCGCGGAAAAUGCAGCUGCCAAUCUUGGGAAGGGAAGAUCUUGCAAUCAACACUGUCGGAAAAGCCGGGAAGCAGUCCUUGCAUAGCAGGGUCAGUGUGACCCUCCGAUCCCAGUACACGUCCCAGGAGGUGUCCUUUGAGGCUCUGGAAAUACCAGAAAUAUGUAUCAGUAACCUUCCGCAUAUAGACGUCAAGGCUCUCGAUUGCCUCAGGAAUACUGGAAUCCAGUUAGCGGAUGUGGCUGUGGCAUCUGUUCCCUCAACAGAAAUUAGCAUUCUUUUGGGCGCAGACUUUUACGGGGCGGUUGUCACCGGCAAGCAAAUGCGGCUUGAGGGUAACCUCAUCGCCCUCGAAACAACUUUCGGAUGGACUCUGCAAGGUCCUGCGGGAGAUUAUUCUUCGCCAGAGGUGAACACUUUCCACGUUGAUGUUUCUAGCUUCUCCCAAGACGACUUAGAUGAGAGGUUGCAGUCAUUCUGGGACUUGGAGCACCUCGGGAUUGCCGACGCCGCAGAAUCACCAGGAAUAGAUCCCGUUCUACAGAGAUUCGAGGACAGCACUCUAUUGGAGAACGGUCGCUACAGUGUUGGGCUGCCUUGGAAGGACAACCUUGUCUCUAGGCUCGGGACAAACAAGACAACAGCUGAAGUACGUCUAAGAAACGCCACCCGCACUCUGUUGAAAGACCAGGCUGUAAUGAACGAAUACGACCAAGUUAUUCGCCAGUACCUCGAGAACGGUCACGCUGAAUGCGUAGAUGUCACAGCGUCAAAGGUUGGCCCAGAGUAUUAUCUCCCACAUCAUGCAGUGAUCCGACGUGAAAGGGAGACUACUAAAGUACGCAUCGUAUUCGACGCCUCGUCAAAGGCACCUGGUUUUCUAUCUUUGAAUGACGUACUACACGCGGGUCCUAAUCUCAAUUCGGACAUUCUCUCUUUGCUGUUGAGGUUCAGGAUGCAUCCCAUCGCCCUUGUUUCUGACAUAGAGAAGGCCUUUCUACAAAUUGGCCUUCACAAGCAGGACACCGACGCAUUGCGUUUCCUUUGGUAUUCUACGACUCCGGUUACUGGGCAAACCCUCCCAGACAUUGAAACUUGGCGGAUGACUCGAGUACCCUUUGGUGCCAGGUCCAGCCCCUUUCUUCUUUCCGCCACUAUUCGACAUCACUUACGGCAGUCUGAAGGGGACUACCCUGAGACAGCGGCGCUUCUACAGGACCAUUUCUACGUCGACGACUUGGUGGUCAGCGUGGAAACAUCAUCAGACGCAGAGAUUCUGUACCAGGACACUUUGCGAAUAUUUGAGGCCGCAGGCAUGAAAGUGAAGAAGUGGGUGACCAAUGACGGGUGCCUAUUACGCCAGAUGUUCAACGACGGCAGCACAACCGUCGAGACGACUCAAGAUCACACUAAGAAGUCCGUAUCAAGGAUGUACGAUCCUUUCGGCUUACUUGCGCCCUUCACCAUUACUGGGAAGAUUCUGCUGCAAAGAAUUUGGGAGGCGGAGCUAGACUGGGAUGAUCCACUGCCAGAGGACAUACAAUCAGUGUGGAAGGAGUGGUGUGUGGGAGUGUCAGAACUGGAACAACUCUCUCUCCCUCGAUUCCUGGGAUAUUCGGGCACGGCCACGCCUAGGAAGAUGCAUGUAUUUGCUGACGCUAGUCCCUACGCUUACGGCGCGGUAAUCUACGUUGAAGCGUCAUCGAGCGGCUCUUCUAGCAUGGAGUUUCUCGUCAGCAAGAGCAGAGUGGCCCCCAUCAAGCGCCAAACGCUGCCAAGGCUUGAACUUAUGGCAGCCCUUCUUGCCGCACGGCUUUACCGAUAUGUCUGCACUGCUUUGAAGAUUGUGCCCGACUGUGUGUUCUGGACGGAUUCUCUCAUAGCGUUGCAUUGGAUAAGAGGGCCAGUAACACGAUGGAAGACCUUCGUUGCGAACCGCGUCCAAGAAAUUCAAAGCAUCACUUCUACUGAAUGUUGGCGACACUGUCCCGGUGAGGAGAAUCCUGCUGACCUCCUUACUCGAGGUGUCAAGGGGCAUCAGCUUCAGGGCAGCGUCUUGUGGUGGCACGGCCCUACGUGGUUGGCACGUGCGGAAAAUUGGCCAAGUUCACUCAUACCAGAACCCACUUGUCCUGAUGAAAAGGACGAAGUGGUCCCUCAACGUGUUUCCUCGGUGGCGAUUGCGGCGGCUCAAACCCUCAUGUCGCCAGAGCGGUACAGUAGAGCGAACCGACUUUGUCGAGUAACGGCGUGGGUGCUGCGCUACGUACAGAACUCAAGGGGUCGGAAGCAGACUGGCCCGCUCACAACACAGGAGUUGAAAAAUUCCGAGCAGUACUGGAUCAGGAUGACACAAGCAAAGUUCCUGGACAAGGAGUCCACGCAUCUUCAGAAUUUCCGUUGGUACAAGGAUGACGACGGCAUUCUCCGGCUUUACGGGCGUCUCCAGCAUUCCGAACAACCAGCAGCGACUAAGCACCCAAUCCUACUACCGCCUGCUUUGGAAGCCUGGUUCACCUGCCUCAUGGUUCUUCGCGAACACGAAAGGAUGGCCCACGCCGGGGUUCAGGAGACUCUACAUCAGAUACGGGAGGAUUACUGGGUGAUCAGAGGAAGGCAAUCUGUCAAGUACGCCCCGCACCACUGCUACUUUUGCCGACGUCUCCGAACACAUUCAGGCACCGAGCAAGAGGCGCCCCUACCGAAGGAUCGAGUUUCACAGCAACUUCCGUUUGACACGGUCGGGGUAGACUUUGCAGGUCCACUGUAUUACAAAACAGCGCACGGAUAUUCAAAGUCGUACGUGACACUCUUCACUUGCACAGCUACAGGAGCCAUUCAUCUAGAGUUGGUAACGGACCUAGCCUUCGGCACCUUCCUCAUGGCGUUUAAGCGAUUUGUGGCUCGCAGGGGUAUACCAAAGAAAAUCUAUUCCGACAACUUUCUAACAUACAAGAAGGCUUCCCGAGAACUUCCUCCUAUGAUUUCCGCUCAAUUUCAAGCAGUGAAAGAAUAUGCCACCCAAACACGGAGCACAUGGGAGUUCAUAGCAGAACAAGCACCAUGGUGGGGAGGCUUUUGGGAGCGCAUGGUGCGCUCCGUCAAAGAAUCACUGCGCAGGUCGCUAGGUCGGUGCGAACUCGACUUCCAGGAGCUACAGACCGUGUUGACGGAGGUCGAAGCCAUUGUUCAGCAGGCUAAAGAAGGUCUGCUAAACAAUUACUGGAAGCUAUGGUCGAAAGACUACCUUCUCCAACUGCGGUCAGCUAACCUCAGCAAGCAUGUAACCUCGGCCAACGUUCGGCAGCACGAUCUGGUCCUCAUACCCGAUCGACGACAGCCCAGGAUGUUUUGGACCCUCGGACGGGUAGAGCAGCUGCACCUCGGUCGAGAUGGGCUAGUUCGUUCCUGCACCCUACGGGCAUCAGGCGGCGCAUACCUACGACGACCAGUUCAGCUGAUCCAUCGCUUGGAACUCGACGGAUGA
This is a messenger RNA of Ornithodoros turicata, 5034 nucleotides long. RefSeq lists its product as uncharacterized. Gene Ontology annotation, molecular function: nucleic acid binding; zinc ion binding. The transcript is spliced from 3 exons. Lineage: Eukaryota; Metazoa; Arthropoda; Arachnida; Ixodida; Argasidae. Gene Ontology annotation, biological process: DNA integration. Bases 1 to 5034 code for a protein of 1677 amino acids. The record is from RefSeq and is a predicted model, not a curated record.